Dendrobium catenatum is the source of this 1905-nucleotide messenger RNA. RefSeq lists its product as uncharacterized. The coding region runs from base 119 to 1444 and encodes 441 amino acids. The record is from RefSeq and is a predicted model, not a curated record. Gene Ontology annotation, biological process: lipid catabolic process. Lineage: Eukaryota; Viridiplantae; Streptophyta; Magnoliopsida; Asparagales; Orchidaceae. The transcript has 5 exons.
AUAAAUAUCACCAUGCGGUCUAACUCCAAGAAGUAGCUCACCACGUACCCUCUGUCUGGAGAGCACUCGAUUCUCCACUUCACCUUACUCACCGCCUUCGUCGCCAUCGCCUCCGGCGAUGUCCGUCUUUUGCGGUCUGGAAUGCGUGGUCUGUCUCGGCUGCUCCCGCUGGGCUUGGAAGCGCCUCACCUACAUCGGCGCUUAUGACUCCGAAUCAUGGCCUCCUGCCGUCGCCGAGGACUUCGAACCAGUACCCCGCAUAUGCCGAAUCGUCCUCGCCGUCUACGAGAACGAUCUUUCUCACCCCCGCUAUGCCCCUCCUGGCGGCUAUGGCCUGAACCCUAGCUGGCUCAUCAAGCGCGUCGACUACGACCAAACCCAAGGCCGAUGCCCGCCCUACAUCAUCUACACCGAUCACGACCACCGAGAGAUCAUUCUCGCCAUCCGUGGUCUUAACCUCGUCCGCGAGAGCGAUUACGAGGUUCUCCUCGAUAAUCGGUUAGGUAGGCAGAUGUUCGAUGGGGGGUACGUUCACCAUGGUUUGCUUAAGGCGGCGACGUUUAUUCUGGAGCGCGAAUCGAAUACGCUUCGGCAGCUGGUUUGUGAGCUGGGGCCGGAGAAUAAGCUCGUGUUCGCUGGGCAUUCGCUGGGAUCCGGCGUGGCCGCGCUGAUGACGGUCAUUGUGGUUAAUCACAGGGACCAGUUUGGAAGUAUAGCUAGAAAACAGAUUCAUUGCUACGCCAUCGCGCCGGCGAGAUGCAUGUCGCUUAAUCUCGCCGUGAAGUAUGCUGAUGUUAUCAAUUCUAUUGUUCUUCAGGAUGAUUUCCUUCCGAGGACUCCUACUCCAUUAGAAAAUAUUUUUGGAUCCAUCUUCUGUUUGCCCUGUCUAUUAUUUUUUGUUUGCAUGAAAGACACUUUUAUACCAGAAAGAAGAAAGCUUAAAGAUCCGAGAAGGCUCUAUGCCCCUGGUCGAAUGUAUCACAUUGUUGAGAGAAAAUUUUGCAGAUGUGGAAGAUUCCCUCCUGAGGUGAAGACUGCAAUUCCAGUUGAUGGUAGAUUCGAGCACGUUGUCCUAUCUUGUAAUGCAACAUCAGAUCAUGGCCUCGUAUGGAUAGAACGAGAAGCACAGAAGGCAUUAGAUUUGAUGAAGGAAAGUGCUGAGCGUCCAACACCUCCAGCCCAGCAGAUUAUGAGUAAGAAGCAAAGCCUAAAAAGGGAGCACAGAGAUGCAUUGGAAAGAGCAGUCAGCCUUAAUGUGCCUCAUGCAAUAUCACCAACAGAAGAAUCCACUGCAGUGGUGGUGAGCUGCUCACAUGCAGAAAACCAGGAGGAAAUGGCGACUUCGUCGAAGUCCGGUGGGAAAACCAACUGGGAUGAACUGGUUAAGAAGCUCUUCACUCGAAGCCAAUCUGGUCACCUAGUCCUUAAGAAAGACAUCCAUUGAUCCGAGUAAGAAAUUUUUGCUAGCCUUUACUAGCCUUAUAUUUGUUAAAUUAUUCACAUGGUUAGUAUUUUUAAGAGCUCUCAGUUGGCUUUUUCAACUAGUUCAGUUUUAACAAAAUAAGCAUUUUUCUUCUUUUGACACCCAAAGAACGAAAGAGUUCGGCAUUUCACCGACAUUAGAAUUCUUAAAUAUUUAUAUAUUUUAAUGGUUUGAUAAGUUAAAUGAUAUUUUUAAUAUGAUUUAGAUGUUUGUGUACUAUAUAGAUAAAUAUCAAAAUUUAGAUGUUAGAUGUGUAAAUACAAAAAAAAAAAAAAAUUAAUGGUAUAUAUGUAAAGCUCUUAGAAGUUUUUCAAGAUCUGUUUGAAGUGCUUGCUUUUUACAAGGGAAGAGCAGGCUUAUAUUCUUGCAAUUGUCUGCCAUGUCCUUCUGUCAAAUAAAUCACAGAAAGCAUUCAAAGCAUA